AUGGCGCUACCAUUGCCAGCAGCGUGUGACGCCUCCCCGUUCGUCGCGAACAUGACGUUGGGUCCUCUCAGCAUCGACUACGUACACAUCCACUAUUGUUCGCUUGCUGAGCUUCCGUUUCUCUCGUUUUCGCUGUUAAUCCUCUGGCUUGGUGGUCUUUUCUACUUCCUUGGUAGCACAGCAGACGGCUAUUUCUCGCCGACCCUGGCGAGUCUCAGCGACCGGCUUCGAGUUCCUCACGACGUGGCGGGUGUCACCUUCUUGGCCUUCGGUAAUGGAGCUCCUGACGUCUUCUCGGCUAUUGCAGCGUACAGCUCCGGAGUGGGGGAAACUGGGGUCAACGAGCUACUGGGUGGAGCCAUGUUCAUCUCUACUGUGGUCGUGGGAGGUGUAGCAGUUGCCAGCGCAGUAAAAGUGCAACGUUGGGCGUUUCUACGAGACGUUGGAGCUUUGAUCGCUUCUCUGAUUCUUUUUCUUCUGCUCGCUAUGAGCAAUAGUGGUGGAGAUUUGGGGGAAACGGCAGUAGCUGCAUUGGUGUUCCUCGUGAUGUAUGGGAUUUAUGUCGGUAGUGUGGUGCUCCCAGCGUGUAUAGGGAGGUACAGAGCAACGCAAGAUGAAUUUCACGACUCAAAACUACUGGAGAAGACGUCGUUGAUGAUCUCAGCCUUUUGGCAUGCUCUAUCACCGAGAGGAAAGGAUGCUACAAAGAGAGACAGGAGGCCGGAGCAACAGGAACAUCACUAUGACUUUAUUACGAGAAAUGAAACUGGGAUGAACGCUGAGAGCAGAAUGUCUGCGCCCGGUGAAGUGGCCGGGUUAAGGUUUUCGAGUCGAGUGUUUGACGAUCAUUUUGAUGUUGAGGAAGAGGAUUCCCUGUCUUCUCCUCUGAUUGCCGACGAUGAACGAGAUACAGAUGAUGACGAGCGGAUUAUUCCGGAAUGGCAGCAGCAUCUUCGCUGGAGAUGGCGACUUAAGCGUCGUGUUAUCCGGAUAUUUAAAAGUGACAAGCCACUUCUGGUUAAGGUUCUCUACCUCCCACAAGCGACGCUUCUUUUCCUUCGAGAUAUCACUGUACCUCUCUUCGACGAUGAGUCGUGGUCACGUCCCAUGGCGUGCUUAUCACCGCUAACUGUUCCGCUCUUGGUUGCGCUGACAAGCGGGUAUGCUGAUGUUGAUAUCUCCAGUGGGAGGUAUCCACACCGUGUCCCGUUGUGGCAAGCUCUUGUAGUUAUGGGUAGCUGCGCAUGCGGUGUCGUCUCGUUCUUCACUCAUCGAUCUCAUGCUCCACGGUCGCUUAAGUCGUCAGCUCUGUUACUCUCGCUGGCUUUCAUUGGUUGCGUUUGCUGGAUUUACGCUGUGGCGAACGAGUUGAUGGCGCUACUGGUGGCUGUGGGCUACAUCACUCACGCUAGUAACAGCUUGUUGGGGCUAACUGUACUUGCGUGGGGGAACUCUGUGGGAGACUUCAUUACUGACGUAUCAGUGGCUCGAGCUGGCUUUCCGCAAAUGGCUAUCGCUGGUUGCUUUGGUGGUCCAGUGUUCAAUCUUUUGCUCGGAUUGGGGCUGCCUAUGGCUUUCGCGUUCGUGUCUGGACGUAGUGAAGAUCUCUCUUUGGACGUUCAUGCUUGGAUAUCCAUGGGCUUCCUUUCUGUUUCUCUCGUGGCGUCGUUGCUUGUGUUUCGACACUACAAGUAUCAUUGCCCGGCAUGGUAUGGCAAAGUUCUCAUGGUUUACUACGUCAUCUACUCUCUUGUCAAUGUUCUUGUUGCUUUGCAAGUGAGGCUGACGUAA
Molecule: messenger RNA, 1791 nt
Organism: Phytophthora infestans T30-4
Lineage: Eukaryota; Oomycota; Peronosporomycetes; Peronosporales; Peronosporaceae
Product: Ca2 :Cation Antiporter (CaCA) Family
Exons: 3
Coding region: 1-1791 (596 amino acids)
Biological process (GO): transmembrane transport; monoatomic cation transport
Cellular component (GO): membrane
Molecular function (GO): monoatomic cation transmembrane transporter activity
Source: RefSeq, a predicted model, not a curated record